AUGGACUUCAAAGAAUCAGAGCGUUAUUAUCACGGCUAUAUUUUCCUCCCCUGCUGUACCAAAGAGUGUUAUCAAAAUCAGCCACACAAACUUCAAGAAUAUAGAAGUUUGUAUCCCUCUUUGAUUCCAAAGAAUGAAGCCUUUUUACCGGACAGAGCAAACUCAGUUGACCAAGUUCCUCAUCCGCUAAGGUUCAGUGCUUACCGAGAAGGUGGUUACCGCUUCAUUUUCCCCUCCACGCAAAAAGGCCAAACGCAGUCAUGUGAAAUUUCCCACCCUAAUGGUAUUGACGCGGAAGGUCCGUUGCGUACCUCAUAUAAGGCUGGUAAGUAUAUCAGUCAACCAAGGAAGAAUCAUACUGGCCCGCGCUGGGAAGCGACGUUUGUGGCUAGUUGAGGAACUCUUUGAGCACGCAUCUCUUCAGAUGGUACAAUUACAUUUCUUAACUCACUUUGUUUCCAAGUGCCGGGGUCCCUUUCUCUCUUUUAAAGGCUUUAUAAUGCAUGUUUUACAUUGCUAGUUCUUGAUCUUUUCAGUAGACGAUUUUUUCAAAUGUUUUGUCAAACGUCGAUCCCUUGUAACUGCGCGAGGGUGAUUUCAACUCAAUAUUCUGUUCAACCAUUAUAACUCUUUUUCAGAUUGCUUGUUCUAAAAGUUGAAAACCGCGGCUGACCCAUCUUACAUCCCUACGUUAAACGUUGACCAUGUUUUUUUAACUUUUAGAAGACCAAGCGCGAUACGUUUGAAUUUAUCUUUCACUUCCCGCGUCAAUGUUUUUAAGUUUUAAUUAAGUCUUUAAUUUUUACUCAACUGUGACUGGGAGACAGUGAUAGAAAAAUAAUGAAAUAACGCAUGCUGCAUGACUACAAAGGUAGCAAGCUAUUGAGUUUGCCUUUUUUUUUCAGAAAGCUGCAUGAGGGUACAGAGAGACUGGAAGAUCGAAGCUGGCUGCAAACCGAAGCGCAACCGCACAAUCUUCACAGCAGAUCAGCUAGAGCGACUAGAAAAGGAGUUUGAUCGGCAGCAAUACAUAGUGGGCACGCAAAGGUUCUAUCUCGCCGCUGAUCUAGGCCUCAAUGAAACGCAGGUAAAAGUUUGGUUUCAGAACAGAAGAAUCAAGUGGAGAAGACAGAAUCUUGAAUCUUUACGCAGCUCUGCAGAAAGAAACAGAUAUGAGGUCGAUGGAGAAGAAAGAAGACUGUAG
This is a messenger RNA of Porites lobata, 1204 nucleotides long. The record is from the annotation of a GenBank genome assembly. NCBI's taxonomy places the organism in Eukaryota, Metazoa, Cnidaria, Anthozoa, Scleractinia, Poritidae.